Molecule: messenger RNA, 2262 nt
Organism: Solea solea (common sole)
Lineage: Eukaryota; Metazoa; Chordata; Actinopteri; Pleuronectiformes; Soleidae
Product: relaxin-3 receptor 1-like
Exons: 2
Coding region: 1024-2226 (400 amino acids)
Biological process (GO): immune response; G protein-coupled receptor signaling pathway
Cellular component (GO): membrane
Molecular function (GO): G protein-coupled receptor activity
Source: RefSeq, a predicted model, not a curated record
AGGAUUUUGAAAAUAAACAGCUCUAAUCUGCAGCAUAGUAACAGUAAAAUCAACAGUGGGCUACAGUGAUUUAUCUAUUUAUUCAUGUCAUAUACAAUUUUGACAAAAUACAAUUACAAUUUCAUUUCUUACAUGCAGACACAUUUAGUCAUGAAUUAUCAGUCUACACGUGUGCUCACUAUUUUACCUUUCUGUGAUUGAAUCUUUAAAUGUCCACUGUCAAUGACAGUAGCCUAGUUUGUCUAUUCAUGACUUUUGUUUUCACGCCAGUAAUGUGUGCAAGAAUUAAGAAGAGUUUUCACAUGGACGUGAAGGAGGGUAGAAUCCAGAAGGAAGAAUAGUUAAGACAGUAUCAAAACAUUAUGGAUAGCAACUGCCACUAAACACCACUAUCAAUAUAUUAAUGCAUUAAAUAGGUAUACAAUGCAUAAACUUACUUAAAAGAAAGAUUGUAUAUAAUUAAGACAUUCAAAAUCAAUGCAGCUGCAGUGUAAACAAGCUGACGGCACAUUCUCACAAGGUGAACAAAUCAGCCAAUAAAACCAGAAUAAAAAAAUGUAACUCUGCAAAACAGCAGGUCACAGAUACAGAGGAGCAAGAAGGGAGGGUCAAAGUUCAGCUUUCUUUUCAUAGUUUCAAAAUAAAAAUUCCAUAAAAUAAGAAUUGUACAGGUCCAGCUCUAACUGUUUUAAUGUUUUUGAGGUUUUCCGUGGAGCCGGUGCAGGUGGCGUCCAAUCUGAUUAUGUAUACAUGAUGAUGGGGUGGAGCCUGAAUUCAGGGUGGGUGACAUCUACGUCGUGGUUGUUUUUGUCCGCUGUCGGGAUAAUUCUGUUACGCAGCCGAGGUGGUUACAAGAACAGCUGAGGAUUUCCCUCCUUUAUUGAACUUCUAGGGGCAGAUGACUGUCGGCUAAUCGACAGACGCCCAGAAUUUAACGUUUUUCAUUUGUUAUUGGCACAAGGGGAAGAAGAGGAGAGACAUCUUGACCAGAACGUGUACGACCUCAGGAGUUUGGUUGCCAAGAUGUCAAACAAUGACUUCAAGAGACUUGAGUUCUUCAAAGACAUAUUGAGUGGUUGCCCUUCGUGUAACUACUCCCAACUGAUUUUCCACAACACAAGCGAGGACAGUGGGCUGGAGGUUCUGGAUGACGGAUCCCCGUGGCUGCGAGUGCUCAUCUCUGUGGUGUACUUUGUUGUGGCUAUAGCAGGAGUGUUGGGGAACUUGUUGGUGAUGUUCUUGCUCUAUUCUACUCGCACCAUCACCACGGGCACCAUCAAUUUCUUUGUGUUCAACUUAGCUCUGGCCCACUUGCUCUUCUCCAUGGCGUUGCCGUUUUGGGCCCUGGACAUUGCGCUGGACUACAGCUGGCCUUUUAGUUUGACCACGUGCAAGGCCGUGUCCUUACUCACUGGACUCAAUGUGUUUGCAAGCUGCUUUUUCCUCACGGCUAUGAGUUUGACGCGGUACUGCUAUGUGGCAACCGCCCUCAAACCCGGUUCCUCCUUGUGCAGCAGGGCAUGCACUUCACCUGUUGCCACAGCUUUUAUCUGGGCCGCUGCUCUUAUAGCAGCGGCUCCCCGAGCUGUGUUUGCAGACCUGAGCCUUGUGGGCAGCGGCAAUGACACAGCGUGCCUGCUCCGUUUCCCAGAUGGCACGGCCUGGCUUGGAAUAAACCAGCUCCUGCGCAUGGUGCUGGGAUUCCUGCUGCCCUACACCAUCAUAAUCCUCUCAUACCUGCUUCUGCUGCGCUUCCUCUGCCGCCACAAACUGAAAGGCAACAACUCUCGUCGAAAGGCUGACAUUUCAAAGUCGGUGGCGGUGGUGGUGCUUUCGUUCUGCGCCUGCUGGUUCCCCUACAAUGUGCUCACACUGUGGGGCGUCCUCAUCCAGCUCGACAUCGUCGAUAUCAGCACCUCUUUCUACUCGGCUCAAACUUACUUCUUCCCUCUGGCCAACUGCUUGGCUUUCACCAGCAGCUGCUUCAACCCCGUCAUCUACUGCCUGGUCAGGAAAGAAUACCGCGUGGCUCUCCAUAAUGUGCUCGUCAAGUUGAGUCUGGCUAUUAUGCCCAAAAUGCCCUACUGCAUCGACGCCAAACAGGGGUCGGCGCAGUCUGGGCAACUGGCCAUUCCUCUCAACAACAUGCACAGCCGGUCCACCCAAUCUGACACCAAGAGAUACGCAGCACUGUCAGCACUUCCUACUGCACUGUCCACUCUGUAAACACCACAACACCUGUACGGCACUGAUGUUUGCGUU